Molecule: messenger RNA, 1308 nt
Organism: Fusarium keratoplasticum
Lineage: Eukaryota; Fungi; Ascomycota; Sordariomycetes; Hypocreales; Nectriaceae
Product: APH domain-containing protein
Exons: 1
Coding region: 1-1308 (435 amino acids)
Source: RefSeq, a predicted model, not a curated record
AUGGACAUUGAAGAGCUUGACCACAGCCGACCACCGACGCCUUCCCAUCAUCCUACCGCAGGUGUUCGCAUGCUCCGUCAGGAAAUUAAAGCCAUUGUUUCCUUUGGGCUCCCAGACUAUGACCUGGUAUCGAUCACGCAGAUUCCAUCUGGAAAGUCCUUCAACAAUCGUAUCUACUUCCUCAAGCUAAAACCUUCUGCGAGCAAGGCCAUGUCACUACCAGGAACCCUGUCGCAGCCAGAGCAAGUCGUCUUAAAGGUCAACGGCCGCUUCUUUGGGGCAAAUAAGAUUCAAAACGAAGUGUCCUGCUUUCAGCUUCUCCAGAGAUACUGCCCUGAUAUCCCGUCGCCGCGUGCCCUGGCCUGGUCCGAGGAUGGACUUGUCGCGACUUAUGCAACCUCAUGUCAGACAAGGACAUGUUCCCUUGAUAUGCCGCCCGGCGUGGAAAAGCCUGAGCAUGGCGGGUGGAUAUUAAUGUCAUACGUUCCUGGAAGCCCAAUGCCAACCGCCGACCUGAGCGACGCGAUUCUCACAGACCUGGCCAAGCAGCUCGCUGAUAUUAUCGUGCGCUUGAGGCGAAACAUUCCUCCUCAAAAGCGCUGCGGAAACAUUCGUCUCCCACCUAGAAAACUCGGAGAGCAAUGUGUGCCUGUAGUAGAUGGCACAGCUCUAACCAUCCGUGACAUCAUCCAAGAGGGCAUUGAGGUCAACGAUCCUAUCACCACUGCAAACGAGUACUACCGGCUCAGACUGACGGAUAAGCUACGAGAGCUCGAAACUUCCGAUAUCUACGCCCCAAAUAGAUCCCUCGUAGAGACUCUCCGUGCUUUCAUAUCCGAGCAGCUCCCGCACCUCGAGCUUACCGACGGCGACGGCAUCCCCUCCGGCGAGUUCGUUCUGACACACUACGACCUCUCUCCGCGCAACGUCCUCGUCUCGGGCCGGCCGCCCCGCAUCACCGGCCUCGUCGACUUUGAGUUUGCGGGCUUCUUCCCGCCCGUCGACGAGUUCCUGAACGACGUCGUCAACAAUGGUGGGGAGUGGCCGCGCGAAUUUUACGAGGCGUACCUGGCGCGCCUCUAUGAGAAGGGGGUCGCGACGCCGGCACGGGGGUUCGAUCUAGAUGUAUGGAACCGCAAUUGCUGGCUUGAGAUGCUUGUAGGGAGCAUUGCGCCGUGGUACUUGCCCGGCGGCUGGAAGGGGGAGGAGUUGCAGGCCAAGCUGAGAGAGGCAGAGGCUAAUGCGAGGGAGAUGUUGAAGAGGCUUAUUAGGGAUCAUGACAAACAUCGGGAGCGGGAAAUUCAGUGA